CAGAGCCCCAGUGAGUGGAUACUCUGUUUCUGUGGGUCUUUGCCUGUCAGCUCGCUCUCUCACUCAGGGAUCUGCUUCUCUCCAGUGAAUUGUUAAAAAAAACACGUUUUAUCUUUUCUCCCUAAACGAUGCAAUUGGAAGGAAACUGCAAGGGGGUUCUUGUUGAUUCAUGUCAAACCGGGCAAUUAAUUCAAACUCUCCCUCUCUCUCUGCUUUCUUCCAGUCUACUCUCUGGUUUUGAAGCCACGCAGUACGUCAGUUGCCGGAGUUAUUUGUAUGUUUUCUCUCUCUCUCUCUGAGACUGAGUAAACUUGCAGUGAGUUGCAGAUUUCUUUUCGAAACGUAGAUCCUGUAGGAGGAAACCGAGAUCCGAAAAGCGGACGAUUUCCGCCUCUCAGUGUCAGGCAGAGAGUGAGAGAGAACGGGACAGAGAGGGGGAAUGUGAAAGGAGCCAGGGGAGAUUAACAACAGCCCGAGGCAGCCCCGAAUAGAGCCUAAUGAACAGACAAGAAGCUCAAACCAUCUCGCUGGAAGACUAAACUUGCAUUGCAGCAGAUGUCUCAAUGUCUCAGGAAAAUCACCAGUGCUGCAGUUCCAAAGAACAGGAGCCAUCGCCCACUUCACAAGAAACGCAAUUGUCCCGGGAUAGAGAUGAUGGGAAUGAAGGAGCAAGAGAUUACAGAGAAGACACUGCAGCAUUCCUGGGCCAGACAGCUUCCCAUGAGGUUGGAGGUCACAGUUCACCAGGAAGUGCUAUAACAUAUCAACCCAAGGCACCCCAUACAGCAAGAUGCUUGGUGCCAGAAGAUGCUGGCCAAUGCCCUGUUUUAUCACAGACUAGUAUCAGACAUGCAGCCCACUCACACAGCACAGAUACUGAUGCUACAGGCACAGCAGAAAGCCCAAUCACUCACUCUCUGACUGGGCACAGAGCAUGUUACAGUCCUGUGGAGCACUCCAGCCAGCAUGGGAAGCUGCAGUCUUAUCCAUCCAUCAACAGCCACAGCAGCAAGAAGAGUAAAUCCAGUUCCAGGUCAACGGCAUCUCAGAUCCCAUCUGAUGCAGAGGAAGAUUGCUGUGUUCACUGUAUCCUGGCCUGCCUAUUCUGUCAGUUCCUUACCUUGUGCAACCUGGUGUUAGACUGUGCGACCUGUGGAACCUGCGCCUCAGACAGCUCCUGCUGUUUCUGCUGUGGCUCGGAGGAAUGUGGGCCGUGUGACUUGCCAUGUGAUCUGGAUUGUGGCAUCGUGGAUGCUUGCUGCGAAUCAGCAGACUGCCUGGAGAUCUGCAUGGAGUGUUGUGGCCUCUGCUUCUCCUCAUAACUGUGAAUCACGGCAAUCCAGAUGGGCUUCAUUGGGAAUGUGGCACAGUUGUUGGUUCUGCUCCGUAUCAGAGACUCUCCAGCCAAUGGAGGGAAUGUCCUCCAGGCCAAGGAACAGAGUGUGAGAAUGCCAACUCUGAAAGCUAGUAUAGCCAGGACUGGAAGACUAGACAAAGUCACAAUGACAUUGUCGGCAGCACCGUCAGUUCGUUCAGAUAUUAUGUUAAAAACCAUGAUCUUCAGACACUUCAAGCUCCAAGGGUUUUUGUGGGUCCGUUUAUUUUUCUCCCCUUCACCUGCUCGGAUCACAGCUCCCCCCACAUUAGCCCCACAAUCCCCCCACCCACCCACCAGUGGUACCCCAUGUUGAAACUGCUCUUCAGUCCUAGAUCCUGGCCCUGCAUUCUACAGGAAAUGCAGAAUAAGGGAAGGGUGACAGUGGGUCAGGGGCGAUACUCUGGGGACGGUGACAGUGGGUCAA
This is a messenger RNA of Stegostoma tigrinum, 1802 nucleotides long. RefSeq names its product MyoD family inhibitor (gene mdfi). The transcript has 5 exons. The record is from RefSeq and is a predicted model, not a curated record. Lineage: Eukaryota; Metazoa; Chordata; Chondrichthyes; Orectolobiformes; Stegostomatidae. The coding region runs from base 564 to 1322 and encodes 252 amino acids.